UCAUAUUAGAGGUACCAAAAUAAAACAAUGGAAGUAAAUUAUUAUAAUGUAUGUCCAGUAGAGGGCGUAUAAUUACUUAAUUUUACAUUGCAUAAAUUAAUAAAUCAGUAAAUGGUCAACAUGGUUUAACUGGAAAACAUGUCAGGGGCAAUAAGAAAAAUGUAUAUGCAUCCAUGUAACUGAGCGCAAUAAUUCACGACAUUUUCUGAAAGCUUUAUGGCGCACUCUAAAAGCGCACCGAGAAUUUCAUCCUGCGCGGUUGCUAAGGAGACAGCGGCAAAACAGACAUGUAAGGAACGGGGAGCUGCAUCAGUGUAACUUCAAGAGGUCCAAAAAUGUCUACAAUCAACAGAAAACUGAUGGAGAGCAUUACUGACAAGAUGAGUAAAUACGUAGAGCGCUUCGACAGAAGUGAGAUUGAGUGUCUAAUACGCGAGUUUUACGCGCUCCUGGGGGAGCAGAGUGCACAUGGGAAGGCUGUCCCGGGACUGGACAGAGGACAAUUCAGAAGUGUGCUGCAUCAUGCAUUUAAUAUUACAGAUGACAUGAUCAUGGACGGGGUUUUCAGAACCUUUGACAAAGACAAUGAUGGAUUUUUAAGCGUGAAAGAGUGGAUUGCUGGCUUGUCUGUUUUUCUCCGUGGGACAUUAGAUGAAAAAAUAAAAUACUGCUUUACAGUCUAUGAUUUAAACAAUGAUGGCUACAUCUCCCGAGAGGAGAUGUUUCAUUUGCUGAAGAACAGUCUCACCAGUCAGCCCAAUGAGGAGGACCCUGAUGAGGGCAUAAAGGACCUGGUGGAAAUCACACUUAAGAAAAUGGAUCAUGACCACGAUGGAAAAUUAUCUUUAAGGGAUUUCAUUACGGCUGUAAAAGAGGAGAACCUAUUACUUGAAGCAUUUGGACCAUGCCUUCCAGAUUUAACUGCAAUUUAUACAUUCGAGGAGCGCAUAUUUAGAGAAGAGGAGGAACAGUGAAGUCAAUUUAUUUGGGAAGCUCAUAUGGUAACAGACAUUUUACAUGUGGAUUUUACACAA
Molecule: messenger RNA, 1034 nt
Organism: Boleophthalmus pectinirostris (great blue-spotted mudskipper)
Lineage: Eukaryota; Metazoa; Chordata; Actinopteri; Gobiiformes; Gobiidae
Gene: clxn
Product: calaxin
Exons: 6
Coding region: 336-974 (212 amino acids)
Molecular function (GO): calcium ion binding
Source: RefSeq, a predicted model, not a curated record